AAGAUGCAAGUACUGAGAGAUAUAAUCCAUUGCUUCAUCAUAUAUUAUUUGUUGUUAAUCUGUUUUCUUCAUUUUGGAAGAUAUUAUAUGGCAGCAAACUUCACAGCAGGAUGUUGCUCGUGGUUUUGGAUGUCAUAGCUGUUUCUCAAGACUUCAAUAGAUUCUAGUGGGAGUUGCCAAUCAAAAACAAAACAAAAACAGUGGUAUUGCUCCAAUGUCCAUAGAAAGCACUGAGUGCCUUUUCCUUAAAAUAGCCAGGUAAUCCCGCAUUCUUAUUUGGAGUAGUAGGUGCUACAAUAAACAAAAGACAUUUUCUCUAGUGCUUCCUCCACUAUAAUUUGUGGGUUUCACAUGCGUUAACCACAUUUUAGCUCUUGUUUCUGUAUAAAUUACAGAGUUGUUCAGUGUUUGGUGCAUUGCAUUGAAGAAAUGGAGGUUCCAAUGAAGUUCAUCUGCUUUUUAGUUUUUCUUCUUGUUUUGGGCAUCAAUGGGUUCAACAGAGUUGAUGGGGCUGGGGAAUGUGGAAAAUCUUCCCCAGAUGUGGAAGCUUUUAAACUUGCUUCUUGUGCAACUGCAGCACAAGAUGCAAAUGCUCAAGUUCCAGACAGUUGCUGCAGUCAGGUGAAGACAUUGGGCAAGAAUCCAGCUUGCCUCUGUGCUGUUAUGCUUUCUAACACUGCUAAGAGCUCUGGAAUUAAGCCAGAAAUUGCUGUAACCAUUCCUAAGCGCUGCAAUAUUGCUGAUCGUCCUGUGGGUUACAAGUGUGGACCUUACACCUUGCCCUGAGUGUGAAGACCAAAUCAAGGUUCCAAGCUAUGCAGCGUAUGUAUGUAGUAAGUAAAUCUAUUAUCAGUAUCAGUGUGCUGGAUUCGCCAUCGUAGCUACUUCAUCUUGGCUGAUGAAACUGCUGUAAAAUCCAGCCAUUUGAAUAAUAAAUAAAAAUCACUAUGGUUGAUUAUGCAUCUAUCUUCCAUGCUUGGUUAUCCUUUUCUCGUAUCACGGCAUGUGUUGAUGUUUGA
Rubroshorea leprosula is the source of this 1019-nucleotide messenger RNA. NCBI's taxonomy places the organism in Eukaryota, Viridiplantae, Streptophyta, Magnoliopsida, Malvales, Dipterocarpaceae. The record is from the annotation of a GenBank genome assembly.